AUGGCAAUGAGACUCAAGCAAGUUGGAACUCCGAAAGAAAUCAAAACGGUGAACGAGGUGAAUACAAACGUCAGUUUGGGUUUGAAAGAUUCUCAAUCUCCCCCAGCGAUCGUGAAAACACAAGUGCCUCAGAUGGAAACUGCCACCGUUCCUUCAUGUCCUACCUCAACUACCAUCCAAGUCUCACCGAUUCCUCCACCAGCUGAAGCCCUUCUUCGCCCUCGAUGUCCUUUCAAACUAGCCACAUUUAAUGUGCGCACUCUGAUGCGUAUAGGACAACAGGCCGGUUUAGCUGUUACGCUCGAGACCCUAGCUAUCGAUGUGUGUUAUAUCCAAGAGACUCGCAUUCAAGAUUCCAGCUCCAUUAUCUGA
Molecule: messenger RNA, 372 nt
Organism: Echinostoma caproni
Lineage: Eukaryota; Metazoa; Platyhelminthes; Trematoda; Plagiorchiida; Echinostomatidae
Source: the annotation of a GenBank genome assembly